This is a messenger RNA of Effrenium voratum, 560 nucleotides long. The record is from the annotation of a GenBank genome assembly. Lineage: Eukaryota; Dinophyceae; Suessiales; Symbiodiniaceae.
GUGCAGAGGCAAGUCACGAGACCUUCAACACCGGUCCGCGAGAACCAAAAAACCCAACAAUGAGCCGGUUAACGGCGGGAAAUAGAGUAUCAAUAGCCAUGAGCGAAGCGCUUUCCAUCCUCAACGAAGACGAUCUUGUCGACGUGGUCUCCGCGUCCGAUGACAGCACCAAGAAAACCCAGUUCACAAUCGGGGACCUUGCCAAGGAAUUCAGCUGCACUUUGCGGACCUUGAGGUUCUAUGAAGACAAGGGCCUAUUGAACCCGAAACGUGACGGCAUGAACCGGAUCUACAACAGAAGGGACCGAGCGCGGCUGAAACUUGUCCUGAUGGGCAAACGAGUCGGGUUCUCUCUGACGGAAAUCCGCGACAUGCUCGACCUUUAUGACCUGCGGGAUGGCCAGGUAACCCAACUGCGUGUCGCCCUGUCCAAGUUCAAUGAGCAGAUUGCGGUUCUGGAAGACCAGCGAAAAGACAUCGAACAGGCAAUCGAGGAAUUGUCGCGCACCGUGGAAAUUGUCUCAGGAAUGCUGAAGCACAAGGAAGCAGAAGAAGCCUGA